AUGGACCAACAAUUAAUUGAUCUUCUCGUCGAAGUCCCAGGGAAAGGACCAUUAAUCAUUGCAGCUCCAUCUACUUUAGACGAGCUACUCUUAUUGAUUUCUCAAUACUCUUCAUAUCAAAAAAACGAUAUUUCUAUCCUUUACAAGCGAAAAGAAACUUGGUUUGGAAUCAUAGACCAAGCCACUUAUUCAUCAAUUCUCAAACGUGCACAAUCAGCAAGCCAAUCUGAGAUCGAAAUUAAAGUAGAAAUCAGUGCUUCUGCUCCUCAAAAUCAAUUAGAAGAGCUAAAAACUGAAGUCAGCUGGGAAAUCAUGUCAAAUGUCCCUGCUCCAGCAGUAUCAGUACCUGAAACUUUGAAUGAGUCUGAAGCUACUCCGCUUAUUCAAUAUCGCUACUUAAAUAGUGCUGACCCAGAAACAUUUAAUCAGCUAAGAAUCCCAGCCUUAGAUAUCACGCUAGAAGACCUAUCAAAUUUAGUUUUACAGCUUGAAAACAAGCCUCCUGCAGAUUUUAUUUGUGCAUUUUACAGCGAAGAUGGAUGUCCUUUGUAUGGAAGCUUGUCUCAGAUGCCGUUUAUUAAAUGCAAUGAAGUAAUACCUGGAUCCUGCAAACUUAAUGUGAUGAUUGUGCCCAAUUUUGAUGUAAAAUCUCUCCCUUCAAAAGAUCCUAAUGAAGGUUCUGACACUGUGAUUUUCCAAUCCAGCGCUGAUUUGACUAAAACUUUUACUGUAAAAGUGAACUUAUCGACUACCACAAUCCAGGACCUAAAGCAAAAGCUUUAUUCCUUAACCUUAAUCCCUACUUUUGAGGCUAAAUUCAAAUCCAAUGAUAUUUUCCUAACAAAUGAUACCUUUACACUAUCAUCUUACAAUAUAAAUCAAAAUCAGACUAUUAUUUAUUGGAAAGAAAGCUAUGAUUACACUACAAGGACUUAUAAACCUAUUCUAAAACGCACUGUUGAGCAAACCAUUGAUGGAAUUAAGCUAUUUCAUUCCUUUUUAUAUUGCUUUUCUAAUGUGAUUGGAACUUGUGAAAAGCCUACCCGUGAAGCCAUUUUAGGCAUGAUAAGGCAAGCGUCUCAAAAUAACACCCCACUUUUGCAUGCUUUAUAUGAGCUUAGUAUAGGCAAAAAUAUGAGUUUAUUAGAUUCAAUUGCUUUAGAAGAAGGCUUUAUUUUCAUUAUUAGCCAUUUAGUAAAAGAAUUAAAUGCAACUGACAAGGUAUCAAACGAUAAACUAUUUGAAAAUUGUUUAGAAGUGAUAGGAUUAUUAUGCGAAAUCGGCUGUAAACCAACUGAAGAGUACUCAAGAGAUGAGACUUAUUUAGAAUAUGAUACAAUCUGCCCAUUAUCACUGGUAGAACUAAAAAAUCCUGUAUGCUUAAGAAAAAUUGAUGGGACAUAUGCCUAUUAUGAGCAUGAAGCUGUGCUGAAAAGAGCCCAGGAACAUACAGAAAUUGUUGGUGUCGGACUAGUUAAAGAGUCACAAAUAAAAAUUUCCAAAGAUUUUGUGUACCCUGUAAAGCGAGCUAUUUAUAACGAAAAAGAAUCUAUAAUUCUCUGAACUGGGACCUUUGAUCGCAGCAACACUUUUCCUAACAUCAUAAGAGCUUCUUUCCCACAAGGCCUUGUAUGGGAUCAAUUACUCCAAAUUAAGAAAAAUUACAAGCUUUCCAAAAUUCACUCAGCUUUAUCCUUAAAAAGUUCAGAAACCCGCCAUUGCAUAACCCUUGACAAAAAUAAAGAAAUUGUGGUAAACAGAGGAUUAUCACCUAAAGAGCCAAAUACUGUAGAAUUAAUGAACAUUUUGACAAGAGAUGUUUCGAAAUAUGAUAUUGACGAUAUGGCAAGCAUUAUAGAAAGGAUAAGCAGAGAUGACCCUGCAAUCGAAACAAUUACAAGACCUCCAGACGAAACUAUUAUUGUGAUUUUUGAUAAAAGUGGAUCAAUGGGAACCACAUUUGGACCUGAAGGGGAAUAUACCAGACUUGAUGCCACAAAACAGUUUUUCGAAUCUUUUGCUGAUAGGACCGUUGGUUAUAAUCUUAACCAUGUUAUGUCUUUAUUCCUUUUCAGCACAACUAUAGAUAGAGCUUGUGGAUUUACUGAAAAUAUUUCGACAUUUACAGCAGUUGCCCAUCAGUCAAAACAUUCAGGCGGGACUAAACUGUGGGACGCUAUAUAUGAAGCAAUCCAGUCACUUGUAGAAUUUAAGGUGAAAUACCCUAACACUCAUCUGAGGAUUUUAUGUUUAAGUGAUGGAGAAGAUACAUCGUCAACCCAUGGCUAUUUACAAGUAGCACAACAGCUGAUUGCAAAUAAUGUGAUUAUGGACAGUGUUGUUGUUGGCGACCUUUCUCAGAAUUUGAAAGCUAUUUCUUAUGCAUCUGGUGGCUAUGUCUUUUUACCAGCAACUUUGCAAGAUGGAAUCAAGCUGUUUGAAAGUGAGACGUUGCUGUCAGUGAGAAAUAGAAAAUCUAUAGUAAAAUGUAUGGUAAAUACUGAUAAUGAUUUAGAGCCUUUAAGGAGAAAAGAGAUUAAUAACCAGCAGCCUGCGAUGGCAGCUCCAGCUGAAAUUUCUCAAGGUGCUGUGACUGCUGAACAAGCUUUGAAAAAAAUGGCUGCUUCUCCUCCUGCACCACAAGGUAAAAGUGGCUCUGCAGGGUGCGUUAAAAGAAUAAUGAAAGAGCUUCAAAACAUUUCUACCAACCCUCAUGAAAAUAUUGUGGUUCUCCCAAAUGAUAAUGAUAUAAUGUUUUGGAAUUUAUAUUAUGAUAUAUUAAUUGUGGUAUUUAGGAAAUUAUUAUAUAGGUAUAAUUAUAAUAAAAUAGAAAUGAAUUGCAAGCAUAUUUUUAAUAAAGCAGUAUAUAUAUUGAAGGGCCUGAGCAGACUCCUUAUGAAGGAGGCCUUUUCCAAGCCUUUGCAAGAUUUCCUAAUGAUUACCCCUUCAAGCCUCCUACUAUUAAAUUUGUGACUCCUAUAUACCACUGCAACAUAAACUCUACAGGAUCUAUCUGCCACUCUAUUUUGAAUCAGUUUUAUUCACCUGCUGUUACUGUAAGACAUAUGCUGGACUGUAUAUAUGGGCUGCUUAUGACUCCAGAGCCUAUGGAUCCUCUUGAUGCUUAUAUUGCGGCUGAAAUUAAAGAUGAUUAUGAACUAUAUAUAUCAAAAUGCAGAGAACAUAUACAGUUGCAUGCUAGCAAAUCCUUUGAAGAGCUAACUGGAAUGAAAAAGCCUGUAACUCCCCCCCUCCGUGAGUGAACAAAAAAAUUUUGUUCACUCACGGAGGGGGGUUAAUUUUUUUUUUUUUAAAAAAAUUUAUAUAUAAAUUUUUCUAAAAAUUUUUUUUUUGAAAUUUAAAAAAAUCCUAAUUUGCAAAAAUUUGAAAGCAAAUAUUAAUUUAAUUUAUAAAAUUUAUGUUUUAAAAUGCAAUUCAUUCAAAAUUAAACAGAAUUAGCUCUAGAUUUCAUUAUAUUAAUUAUCAUUUAUAUAUCAAAAUUUUUUUCCAUAAAAAAAUUUUUGUAUUAAAACAAUUUUUGUUCACUCACGGAGGGUGGGUUUUUGGGCAAAAAAUGGCGAUUUUUCUAAUGGUUUUGUUCACUCACGGGGGGGGGGAGUAAGUGGAACAGUCAUCCCUGAAGAGUUUUUAGACCCGAUUUCGAAAAGGAUUAUGAGUGACCCUGUUAUAAUUCAUGGGAAAACAUAUGAAAGAAGUGAAAUUGAAAGGGUGAUUGGCCAGACUGGAAAUUAAAAUAUAGCGUCUUCGUCUGGGCAUGGCCGGGAGGCCAUGCAGCCUCAACUCAUAUUUUAAUUAUAUCUGGCAAGGUUUUACCAUUUCAGAGAUGGACAGCAAUGCAGGGCAAGCAAUUCUGGUUGUGUUCAGAGCCUAGCCCUAGUCUAAUCUCAGAGAUGGAUUUUUCCUCGUGGGGAAGGAGGGCACGGAAGUUGGAAAGGGGAAGCUCAGCAGAGUCCUUUUUGACCAUUCGGCAACUCCUUAGCGUGACACAUAGCGUUACGUCCCAGGCUACGUGUUUUUCCUUUUUGCCGAUAGCCGACCAGAAAAUCCAUUUUUUUGGGUUUUCGGAAAAGCAACCCAUGUAUGCAAGCAAGUAGCUCAUCCAUGAGCUAUCGAUGCCGGCAACACUUGCCCUAGGAGCACCUUGGUGAUCGAAGCAGGUCGUCUCCAGCGAACUUGUGGGCCCGAUGCGACGAAAGGCAAGCGGUAGGCCGACCCCGUAGUGGACGUUAAGCGGUAUAAAUUUAAUGUAAUGAUUGACCAGACUGGAAAAGAUCCUGAUGGCAAUGAAGCAAAUAAGGCUGAUUUAGUCCAAAAUGCUGGACUCUUGCAAAGAAUUGAUGAAUUUAAACAAGCCCAUCCUUAA
Messenger RNA from Blepharisma stoltei, 4384 nucleotides. Lineage: Eukaryota; Ciliophora; Heterotrichea; Heterotrichida; Blepharismidae. The record is from the annotation of a GenBank genome assembly.